AUGUAUUUAUCAUACCUUUUAGUCGUCUUCUUUUCUUUUCACAGUGGUCUAAGUACCACUUGCCCAAGAAGAUGCAGCUGUGACCCUGCCCAGUCAGUGCAAUGCUACAGAGCUACAGAGAUACCCAGAGAGAUUCCUUUUACCACCAGGAGACUCUACAUCAGCCACAGCAAAAUUAAACAACUCCAGUUUACUGACUUCAGGAGAAUGUCUGUCCUUGAAGAGCUGGUCUUGUCAUGCAGUGGCACAGAAUCAAUAGAAAACAACACUUUCAAAGCUCUGAGCACCUUGAAGUCCCUGGAACUCUGCAAAAAUCAGCUAAAGCAAAUACCCACCUUUCUCCCAUCUGGCCUUGAAAUUUUAAAACUCGCUGAUAACUCCAUCAACACUCUGCAUGCAACUGAUUUUGCAGGUUUGAUGAAACUAAGGGUGCUCGAUAUUCGGAACAACUUGAUUGCAACUCUGCUUCCAAGUGCAUUUUCUUCCCUUUGCAAUUUACAAAGUCUGACCCUGGAUGGCAACAACAUGGAAUCCGUGUCUGCACCAUUUAAGCUUCCUAGGCUGAAGUAUCUAAGCAUGGCUGAUAAUAAACUGAAUUCAUUCCCAACCAACUUCUUUGCAUCUUUUCAAAAUCUACAGUUUCUCAGUUUAAGUGGAAACUUUCUGACAAAAGUGCCUCUUGACCUACCUAGAUCCCUGCUGUCACUGAAUUUAGAGAAAAACCAACUUAAAAUUGUGAGACUUCGAGACAUGAAACAUCUAGAAAACCUGUCUGAGUUCUUCCUGUCAGAAAAUCAGCUAACAUCAAUAGAUGGUGCCCAGCUUCUUCCUAACUUAACAACACUGGAGCUCUCUAAGAACCAGCUCCACACUAUGCCAUUCAGGCUGCCUGGCAGACUGCAGAAACUCGACUGCAGCAAUAACCUGAUUCAAAAGGUGACAGCCCAGGACUUCCAAGGACUACAAGACCUCAAGCACCUGUUUCUCGACAACAACGCUAUGAGCAUGUUUGAGGCGGGAGCUCUUCAACAGUGUGCACAGCUUUCAAAUCUGGCGCUGGAACAGAAUCUCCUCAUUUCUAUUCCGCUGAGACUUCCAGACACCCUUGCCAGAUUGGAUCUAAAAGGAAAUGGCAUAGAGGAUGUUGGAGAACAAGAGCUGAAGGACUUGAAACAGCUUCAGGUUUUAAAUUUACGGAAUAACAAGAUAUCUGCCUUGGAUCGCAAAGUCUUGGAGUAUUUACCUCGUCUUCGUCAUCUGUAUUUAGACGGAAACCCUUGGAACUGCACCUGUGACCUUCUCAGAACCAGAAGAGCGCUGGUGGCCAAAGGAACGGAUGUCCAGGGAGGGCAGUGUGCAGCGCCAGCAGAAAGCCGAGGAGAAAGUUGGAUGUCUUCCAAGAAGAUUCUGCAGCAGUGUGAAGGCAAUCCAUCUUCCAUGGAAACAGACAAAGAGGAUAGAAAGAAAAUUAAAUCCAAUGAGACCUCCAGCAUUGGAGUAAACACGGACGAUGAUUACUAUGAUUAUGAAUUAGAUUAA
This is a messenger RNA of Neopelma chrysocephalum (saffron-crested tyrant-manakin), 1539 nucleotides long. RefSeq names its product nephrocan-like. NCBI's taxonomy places the organism in Eukaryota, Metazoa, Chordata, Aves, Passeriformes, Pipridae. Gene Ontology annotation, molecular function: protein binding. The transcript is spliced from 3 exons. Gene Ontology annotation, cellular component: extracellular matrix. The record is from RefSeq and is a predicted model, not a curated record. Bases 1 to 1539 code for a protein of 512 amino acids.